AUGGCUUCACCAAGAAAGAAAAUGACCCAAUCAUGGCUCCCAACGGAUUUGAUCGAGCUGCAGCUCGGGCAGAUCGAUCUGUUGCUGGCCAUGUACCCGGAAAGUACGACGAUUGACGUUGAAAACCGCCACCGGGUUGAGGCUCUACGAUCGUGCGUCGACGGGGACUCUGCCAGCGACCUCCCCGCUUCCUUGUCGCUAGUGCUGAGUCUGGACCUCGACCAGGUCAAAAGCGGCUCUCGACUCGACUUGGAAAUCUCGUUUGCCUUUACGCAGUCAGACGACAACAGCAACCCGGUCGAGCCUCGGCCCCCACGCGCUCGCGUCCUGCAGCCGACCUGGCUCAGCAGGGCCGACACGUCGAGGCUCAACUCGAGCCUCAGCCAGGACCUGCUGAUAGACGUCGACAAGGACGCGCUCGAGGCCCACAUGACCAAGAUCUUGGCGACAAUCCUGGGCGCCGCCGAGACCGCAGAUCAACAACAACAACCACAACCACAACAACAGCAACAGCAACAGCAGCAAAAACAACAGCAAAAUAAUCAAAAGCAACCCAAUGCCGACGCCGCCCUGGUCCGCGUCUGGUUCUACUUUCCCUCAAUCAGCACGCGGUCCAAGCGCGACGAUCUGGUGGAGCAUGCCCCCCGCCACGGGCUGACGGGAUUCUUGAUUUCGGGAAAGCCAGGCGUGCUCUGCGUGGAGGGGACCCCGGCCGACAUCGACGCCUACAUGCGCUUCGUCCGCACCGAGUCGUGGCGCGACAUACCCGCCGCCCACAAAAAGGUGAGCGAGCGCCUGAGGGAGGAGGGCGGUGGCGUGCGGAGGGUGUUUGAAGACAUGCGCGAGGUAGAUUGCGGCGACAUGGGUGGGGAGAGGAGGGGCGAGCGGGCCAAUCGAUUGGACAUGAGAGCCUUGGAAAAUUGGUUAGCCGGGAAAGGGGUAGGGGAUGCGUUUGGAAAGGUGUUUAUGUGA
Messenger RNA from Pyricularia pennisetigena, 972 nucleotides. RefSeq lists its product as uncharacterized. Lineage: Eukaryota; Fungi; Ascomycota; Sordariomycetes; Magnaporthales; Pyriculariaceae. The record is from RefSeq and is a predicted model, not a curated record. Bases 1 to 972 code for a protein of 323 amino acids. The transcript has a single exon.